Molecule: messenger RNA, 1576 nt
Organism: Zingiber officinale
Lineage: Eukaryota; Viridiplantae; Streptophyta; Magnoliopsida; Zingiberales; Zingiberaceae
Product: polygalacturonase At1g48100-like
Exons: 6
Coding region: 30-1451 (473 amino acids)
Biological process (GO): carbohydrate metabolic process
Molecular function (GO): polygalacturonase activity
Source: RefSeq, a predicted model, not a curated record
CAAUUCAAACCUCUCAGAGCUUCUGCACAAUGCCAAAUGGCCACCCAUCACUAUACGCCUCCAUUACCACUCUUGCACUUCUUCUACUACUCAGCCUUGAGAAAUGUGAACCAAGGUAUCACUACCACAAGCACCACAGCAGCAGCCCCAAGUUCAACUCUGGUAGCCAAAUCUCCCUGCCGCCGGCAAGUGCCCCAGCAGAGCCACCGUCUAUGAGCAAGGAUAUAAACACCACCCGGUCGGAACACCGAGUGUUUGAUGUGCGAUCCUAUGGGGCGAUCGGCGAUGGCUCGAGCAACGAUGCCCAAGCCUUUCGGGCUGCGUGGAAGGCCGCGUGCAUGGCUAACUCGAGCGUGAUCCUCGUGCCGUCGGACGGUGUCUUCAUGGUCACAUCCACUAUUUUCUCAGGUCCAUGCAGACCAGGGCUUGUGCUUCAAAUAGACGGAGUUGUUAUGCCCCCGGACGGACCGGCCAAUUGGCCAGCGGCCGACAGCAAGAAGCAAUGGCUGGUUUUCUACAGAGUCAAUAACAUGAUUCUCCAAGGAGGCGGCACCAUCGAAGGAAAAGGCGAGGAUUGGUGGAAUCUCCCCUGCAAGCCUCACCGAGGGCCUCACGGAAGCACACUACCCGGGCCUUGCGACAGCCCUGCGCUAAUCAGGUUUUUCAUGAGCUACAAUGUGACGGUGGGAAGGCUCCGCAUCCGGAACAGCCCGCAAUUUCACAUCAAGUUCGACGGUUGCGACGGGGUGCACAUCGAGGGCUUGUCGAUAAGCUCCCCCUCCUUUAGUCCAAACACCGAUGGCAUUCACAUAGAGAACACCAAGUCUGUGGCCAUCUAUGAUUCCAUCAUAAGCAAUGGCGACGAUUGCAUUUCUAUUGGGCCGAGCUGCUCUAACGUGGACAUAGCCAACGUGACGUGCGGGCCGAGCCAUGGCAUAAGCAUCGGGAGCCUGGGCGUGCACAACUCGCAGGCGUGCGUGACGAACGUGAAGGUGCGGAACGCGAGGAUCCGCGACUCGGACAACGGGCUGCGGAUCAAGACGUGGCAGGGCGGGACGGGGUCGGUGUCGGGCAUCAGCUUCGAGGACAUCGCGAUGGAGAACGUGCGGAACUGCAUCAUCGUCGACCAGUACUACUGCCUGAGCAAGCAGUGCCUGAACCAGACGUCGGCGGUGUGGGUGACGGACGUGGCCUACAGCAACAUCAAGGGAACGUACGACGUGCGGAGCGCGCCGGUGCACUUCGCCUGCAGCGACACGGUGGCGUGCACCAACAUCACGAUGUCGGAGGUGGAGCUGCUGCCGCACGAGGGGGAGAUGGUGGACGAUCCCUUCUGUUGGAACGCCUACGGGGUGUUGGAGACGCUCACCAUCCCGCCCAUUUAUUGCUUGCAGGAAGGGCAGCCGCAGUCGCUGGCUCUGGAAGAUACCCCCGCAAUGGGAUGCAGCUAGCUAGCGACCAACAAUCCUCUUGACACUCUCUCUCACUCUCGACUCUUGAGAUACGAGAGCCCUUGUCAUUAAUCAAUUAAAGAAUAGUUUGACUAAAAAGACAACAAAAAUGCUGGCAGGUUCCU